Dendronephthya gigantea is the source of this 1002-nucleotide messenger RNA. Its product is annotated as probable serine/threonine-protein kinase irlC. The coding region runs from base 130 to 1002 and encodes 290 amino acids. Gene Ontology annotation, biological process: IRE1-mediated unfolded protein response; protein phosphorylation; intrinsic apoptotic signaling pathway in response to endoplasmic reticulum stress. Gene Ontology annotation, cellular component: IRE1-TRAF2-ASK1 complex. Gene Ontology annotation, molecular function: RNA endonuclease activity; protein serine/threonine kinase activity; ATP binding. The transcript has 4 exons. NCBI's taxonomy places the organism in Eukaryota, Metazoa, Cnidaria, Anthozoa, Malacalcyonacea, Nephtheidae. The record is from RefSeq and is a predicted model, not a curated record.
CUGAACGGUAGUGAUUUAUUUACAAAGAUUUCAUAGCAAAUCUAUCGUUUCUUUACUGUAUGAAUAUUGAAACAGAAAUGGAAUGUUGAGGUGAUGAUAUACUAAGAUAUUGGCGAUAGGUUUGUAAACAUGUCUGUUAAACAUCGUGAGAGACUUGAGAAACUAAAGCAAAAUUCAUUGAAUGAUUCCAAGAGCAAGGCUAUAUCACCAGUCAAGCAUUUUUCCAGGGAUCAAUCAUUUUUGCUCGGGAGAGGUUCUGGGGGCACGUUUGUUUAUCUUGGUCUUAUGGAAGAUGGGAGUGAAGUGGCUAUUAAAACAAUGUUACUACAACCACCCCCAGAAACAGCAGAGAAUGAGAAAAACAUUCUAUCUUUAAUUCAGACAAAGAAUUCCCGAUUUGUUGUAAACUACCGACACUAUUUUCGAGACGAGACUUUCGUAUAUCUGGUUACUGAUCUUUGCGAGGAAACGCUGAAAGACCAUGUUCUUUCCCGAAGUAUAGACGACCUUAAAAAAAAAGGUCGACGUAUGAUUAAGGAGAUCUUAACUGGUCUGCAAUUUCUUCACGAUCAAGGAAUUUUGCACAGAGACCUCAAACCAUCAAACGUCUUGGUCGACAUUGGGGGUCAUAUGAGAUUGGCAGACUUUGGAAUAAGUCGUGUUUUGAAGGCAGACGAAACUACAGUUUAUACUAAUGCAAAAGGAACUCCAGGAUGGAUGCCUGCGGAAAUAAUUGAAGCAAUAGGUCAAAAAGUAGAAUCUCGUUAUAAGAAAAAGUCUGAUAUUCAAGUUACUGGAAUGAUUGCAUUUUUCAUUCUUACAAAAGGUGAUCAUCCAUUUGGUCCCACUCAUGAUCGCAUGGGAAACAUUGUGAAAGGAAAACCUGUAAAUUUAAAAGUUCUUAAUGAUAAAAGUGCUCGAAAGUUUGUUAAGAAGUUAAUCUGCCAUAAAAUUAAAAAAAACCAUUAUUUCUUAAAUCUUCUGGUGGAAGAACAUAAUUAG